This is a messenger RNA of Rhagoletis zephyria (snowberry fruit fly), 519 nucleotides long. The record is from RefSeq and is a predicted model, not a curated record. Lineage: Eukaryota; Metazoa; Arthropoda; Insecta; Diptera; Tephritidae.
AUGCUUGGCAUUCGCGCUACAACAAAAGAAGAUCUAAAACUCUCUAGCGCUGAACUCGUCUACGCUGAUAAACUUCGCCUACCGGCCGACUUAACAGUUGAUGAAGCUGGGACGCCUGCUUCUGAUCCUGUCGGUUUUGCAAAGCUAAUCAAAUCUCGCGUGGACAGCUUUCAACCAACGCUUUCCCGUCCAGUCAUCUCUACAACAUCGAUUCCCGCUGAUUUGGAGCAUUGCAGUCACGUCCUCGUCACCAACAACGCAACCAAGGGCCCUCUUGAUCGCCCUAAACAAGGUCCCUUUCUAGUGCUUAAACGCAACAAACACACUUUUUCUAUCCAAACAGAAAGCGGACCGCGGGACGUAAACAUUCAGCAUCUGACGCCGACUAAGGUGGACAAACGAACUGUCACCUUCAACAUUCCGCGAAAGGUCGGUCGUCCUCGCAAACAUCCACUUCCUGAUCCUUCCGCGCCGGCAAGACCUCGUGGUCGCCCUCGCAAAUCGCCGGCAUCGGACUAA